Messenger RNA from Penicillium canariense, 285 nucleotides. RefSeq names its product mitochondrial 54S ribosomal protein uL30m. The transcript has a single exon. Gene Ontology annotation, molecular function: structural constituent of ribosome. The record is from RefSeq and is a predicted model, not a curated record. Gene Ontology annotation, cellular component: large ribosomal subunit; mitochondrion. Bases 1 to 285 code for a protein of 94 amino acids. NCBI's taxonomy places the organism in Eukaryota, Fungi, Ascomycota, Eurotiomycetes, Eurotiales, Aspergillaceae. Gene Ontology annotation, biological process: translation.
AUGAGCUACUUCCGCAUUACCCUCCUCCGCUCCGCAAUCGGUCUCCCGCGCCGAUCAACAGACGUCCUGAAGGCCCUUGGUCUCAAGAAGCGCAUGAGCAUCGUCUUCCACCCCGUGUCUCCGUCCAUCGCUGGUCAAAUCAUGAAGGUCAAGGAGAUUGUCUCCGUCCAAGAGGUGGAUCGGGCGCUUACAAAGCAAGAAGUGCGUCUUGAGCGGAAACCUGAUCCGGGAUAUUAUAUUGAGAAGAGUGGGGUGGCGGAGCGCAAUGAGUUAAGCGGGCAGUAA